AUGGCAAGCCUCCUGCUGCUGCGUUUGCAAGCCUCGACUAUCUUGCCGGAUGAGGUCACCUCUGGGACUGUGAUUAGUUCGUGCGAACGGGAUACGCAGUGGCAGUUCGCCUUGCACAUUUUCUGGACGGGCAUGGAUGGCAUGCUCAGCGAGCAAUGCUGCGACAUCCUGAAUCGGGUACUGUCUGCCUCGAUGAAGUGGGAGCUUUGUUUGGCACUUACCGAAGCGAUGCUCUCGCACAGGUUAGUGGGCAAUGGUAUGCACGUCGCAUCCACUGCAAGCGCCUUGCAGAAAUCUGUUGGAUCCUUGGCUGCCUACUGCGGCCUUUUGUGGGCUCUCCAAGCUCGAGGAAAGGCAGUCUGA
Symbiodinium natans is the source of this 363-nucleotide messenger RNA. The record is from the annotation of a GenBank genome assembly. NCBI's taxonomy places the organism in Eukaryota, Dinophyceae, Suessiales, Symbiodiniaceae.